CACACCGAUUCCACUUAAAAACUGUUCACUUUGAAAACUUUACAGUUGACCGACUCAUGUGUGCGCAUGCGCGAGGACAAAUAGCAAUUCUAGCAGACGAAAAUAUUUAGCCUCUGGUAUAAAGAAUGUACCGGAACUGGAUAUAAGUGUAGUGUUUUAUUUAUUUGGGAAAAUAUGUGUAUGAUUAAUGGUCCGUGUGGAUUUAUAGUUUCCAUUAUUGUACUAGUAGUGGAUAUUACACGGAUCACUUAUGCCGGCGAUGUGAGGGACCUGAUGCACAGAUGUCCGGAUGGCUCAUUCGGAUACAACUGCAAGUUCAGGUGUCGUUGUCAGGACGAUGAACCAUGCGACAAGGUGACCGGAUACUGCUAUAACGCAUGCGCGACGGGAUUUUGGGGACCCGGAUGUCAGCUAUCCAACAACUGCUUCUACAACGGCCAACCGAACCUCUACGCGGGCGCAGUGAGUCACACAAAAAACCUGUACGUGUGCCAGCGCUGGGACUCCCAGGCGCCGCACCGGCACUCCUACAGCGCCGUCGACUUCCCGGAUGCUGCCGUACCCGAGAACUACUGCCGCACGACGAAGGAUUCCUCCAAGCCCUGGUGCUACACGACCGACGGGCGGCAGAGAUGGGAGCACUGCUCCGUAAACAACUGUAACUGCCCGCUGGGUCGGUUUGGGGACAAUUGCCAGAACGAAUGUCACUGUCUGGAGCCGGGCGAGCGCUGCGACACCAUCAUGGGCAUCUGCAAGUCCGGGUGCGCCCCGGGCUGGACCGGAUACGACUGCCAGACGCCGCAAGCUUGCCCCGAAAAUUCUUUUGGUUGGGAGUGCCAGCUGCGGUGCUACUGUCAGAACCCGAACCACUGCGACCGCUUCACGGGGCCCACCAACAACUGCCGAUGUCAGCCGGGCUACUUUAAUCCUCCCUACUGCGAACCAGUGACCGCCCCUCGCAUCGUGUCGUUUUCUAACGAGAAGGUAAACCAGGGCCAGUCCGCGGUGUUCAACUGCUCCGUCGCGGCGUUCCCCACUCCACGGGACGACGAGAUCCGCAUCGUGGCACCCUCGGGAAAGCAGGUCACGCUGAUACAGUCCCUCGUUUAUGACGGCUACACGCGAUCCAGUUUGUUUCUGGUUUCGGAUGUGAGUGCCGACGAACGCUACACGUGCGUGAUACGUGCCGUCGCCGGCGAGGUGUCCAUCACGAGGGCUGCCGACGUGUUCCUGCGACCGAUGCUGAUCACGGCGCCACGCGUUGUCAAGGAGCGGACGACGGCAACUUCCGCCCACCUUGAGUGGCCGCCGUGGAGCCGGGAGAGGGGCGACACCGGCGACUCGCCCAUAAUGUGGUACAGCGUCUUCGCGCGCGCUAACACGGGCAAUGAAUUCCGGUUGCAGAGCGUAGUACCGGAAGUGAAAUGUCAGGAGUACACAGUUUGUAACUACACCAUGACCGACCUGAAACCCAACACUUAUUACGUCAUUUACGUCAGCGUACGACGUCAGGGCGAUGCGUCAGACGGGUUGCCUAGUCCAAUGGCGCAUGUAAAAACGGAAUGUGCAGAACCAACUGAGGGUCCGCUGAUGAUAACAGCAGACGCCGAUUAUCAGCACAACAGCAGUUAUCCCAAGACGCAAGUGUUAAUCGAGUGGCAGGAUCCACUUCCGGUUGCGUGGGGAUGUGACAGCAUCCGCCGCUAUCAGAUAUUGGUCUACAAGGGAACACCGGAAGUCAUGGUGACGCACGUGGCCGGUCGCGCGCACAAGGAAUUCUACAUCCGGGAACUUGAGGCUGCCACUGAGUACUGUAUCGGUGUCAAGUAUGAGAACAAUGGAGGGUUCUACAGCCCGGCGUCUCAGAAUAAAUGUGUAACGACGCCUGACACAGUAUUAUCCGCGCCGACAGACCUGCGCUUGACCCACCAUACGUCACAGGCCUUGACCUUUUCCUGGGGUCGCCCUGCCAACGCCAAGGUCAACCUGACCACGUACACCAUCAUAUACUGGAAAGGCUUCGUGAGGGAGCUCUCCACUAAGAAGGGAGUACAGUGGGAGUCUGAGGAACCGGAAGUGGAGUUUACUCUGACGGGUCUUGAACCAAGCACUAGCUAUAAUAUACAGAUUCAAGGCGUUAACAGCGCGGGGUCAGGUGACUACAGCACCAUCUUGACGGCGUCCACUGCGAAAGAACGUCCGGGCAUAGUGACGCGCUUCCGGAACACCUCGCGCACCACCACUUCUAUCAUGCUCGAGUGGCAACAUCCGGUCCCCUCAACUGUCCAGACCCUUUUCUAUUAUGUACAGUGCGUGAGCCUUCGAUCGCUAUCGUCACCAAUGUUCGAACCGUUCCGUAUACCAAGCACGAUGAUGCCGAUGACGUCGUUCAACUACAGCGACCUGACGCCCUCUACCGAGUACAAGUGCACUAUCAACGCAAGCUCCAGCACAGGCACCGGGCCGAACUCUUACCUUCUUGUGUGGACGGAAUCUGUUGAUCCGAGCGAUCCACCGGCGCCGACGAUACUGGGACGAUCAGAGACGACGGUGACCGUGGAGAUCAAGCCCCACGAUGACCUGACAGUCAGUUUCUACCGUAUCGUCGUCGAGCGCCUUCAAAACCAAUCUAACCGCCGACGUCGUCGCCGACGCGUGCAGUCGGACGACGUAUCCGACACGGCAGUUGAUUACUACACAGCCGUAAAACAGGGCCUCCCAAUGUACGUGACGGCGCAACUAUCCGACCGAGACGCCGUCGGGAACUUCGUCGUCGGCGACAACAAGACAUACGGCGGCUACACUAACGUUCCCUUGCUGCCGGAAGUGGAAUACGAUAUCUGGUUGUGCGCUUUUGCUGAAACUGAUACGGGUUUAAGAACGUCGACAUCGAAAGCUAUAAAAGGAUCCGUUGAUCGUAGUGUUCUGACGGCGGAUAUGACGUCAAAUCACGUUCCCGCUAUUGUCGGGGUCCUUGUCGUCUUCAUUGUCCUCAUCCUAGUGGUGGCGCUGAUGCUGUUUGUAUGGAGGAAAAAGAAGAUACAGUCGGACCGUGAGAAGGCGGAAAUGCCCAACUUCGGGCCUACAAUUAUUCCGGAACCAGAUUUGACUCCGCCCUCGACCCCAAUUGACACGAUGGACCACAAUCCGUUGCUAGGCGAGUGCCCGGACGCCGUUUCCGAUACGGACUCGGAGCCUGUUUACGGUAACAUCGGCUUCGACGUCGUCCCGGUGCGAGUAGAGGACUUGUGGGACUACGUCAAGAACAACAAGUGUAACGAAUGCGAGGGCUUCAAACGCGAGUACAAGUUAAUUCCCGCUGGAGUUACAGCCAUGUGCGACGCAGCGAGAAAAGAAGAAAAUAAAAGCAAGAAUCGAUACGGCAAUAUUGUUGCAUACGACCACACACGAGUCGUGUUGCACGACUUUGAAGAGGAACACGACGACUACAUUAACGCCAACUAUAUUGACGGUUACAGUAAAGAGAAGGCGUACAUAGCUGCUCAAGGGCCUACGAAAGAGACACUAAAAGACAUUUGGCGGAUGGUUUGGCAGGAAAAAUCGAGGACCAUAAUUAUGUUGACCAACCCGACAGAAACGGGAAAGAAAAAGUGCGAGGCCUACUGGCCGAAUGACGACACGGAGGUGUUCCACGGUAUAACGGUGCAGCACAUGAGUACCUUCAACCUGCCCGACUUUACCACGAGGACGUUCAAACUUUCCAAGGACGGCGAGAUUCGUUUGGUGAAACAUUUCCACUACACGGCCUGGCCGGACCACGGCGUGCCUGCGUUCAGUAGCUCGCUGCUGCUCCUGCGGCAGAAGAUACGAUCUCACGAUAGCCUGGCCGCCGGGCCGCAGGUUAUACACUGCAGCGCGGGUGUAGGUCGCACGGGGUCGUACAUCGCUAUCGACGUGGAGUUGGAGCGGGCAAAGACGGAGGGCAAGGUCGACGUGCACAACUUCGUGCAGCUCAUGCGCACUCAGAGGAUUAACAUGGUGCAAACGCUGGAUCAGUACAUCUUUGUGUACGACUGUCUGUUGGAAGCUUUGAUAUGCGGCGACACCUUGAUGUACGCGGAUGAAUACAAGGAACUACUUGCGGACAUGUGCCAAUUCGACAACAGCAUACAAAAAACCAAACUCGAGGAACAAUUUGACAUAUUACGACUUAUCACUACCUCCCUAGAGCGGAAAGACAGCACAGUUGCCAACGCCCCAGAGAAUAUUUUCAAAAACAGAUGCAAAAAUAUAGUACCAGCAAAUCGGUUUCGGCCUUUUCUGAUGACUCCGUAUGAAGGUUGCAACGACUACAUAAACGCUGUGUUUACGAACAGCUACACCCAGUGUGACGGCUAUGUUCUGACCCAGAUGCCGCUACCCGAUACCGUGAUCGACUUCUGGCGCCUGGUGUACGACCACGCGGUGUCUGCCAUCGUCAUGUUGAACGACCUUGACCAACUCGAUGAGACGUGCGGACAAUACUGGAGCCUGUCGUCGUCGGGAGAAAACUACGGGCCUUUCAUCGUGGAAACGACGGCGGAGAUUCUGUCGGACCCUAGCAUUACCAUCCGAGACUUUACCGUCACCAAUACAUAUCUGCCCCAAGUUGUGCCAAAGGUUGUCCGCCAGUUCCACUUCCACAGGUGGGCGGAAGACUGCCCGGUCCCCAGCUCCAAGAUGGCGCUCUUUGAGCUAAUAGACCUGGUGGAGACUUGCCAGAAACACGCACCGGACCAACCCGUUCUCGUGCAUUGCAUGAACGGCGCCAGUCGCAGCGGGCUGUUCGUGGCGGUGAGUGUACUGAUGGAGCGGCUGAAGCUCGAGAAGGAGAUGGACGUCUUCCAGACGGUGAGACAGCUCAGACAGUGCAGGGGUCACCUCGUGGACAAUCUGGAACAGUACCGAUAUUGCCACGAGAUUCUUCUAGACUUCAUCAACAGUAAGAGCAAUGGCAACAACAACACUAUUGUUGCGCCCACAAUUAUCAACGAAACCCAAAGUAGCGAAGACUAGGCCAAAAAAGCGAAGACAACGCCAAAGUAGCGAAGUUAAACCCAAAGCAGCGAAGACAAAUCCAAAGUAGCGAAGACAACCCCAAAGUAGCAAUGAAUAGGCCAACUUAACUUGUUUCAAUUCGCAAGGAGGUCAAUACAGAAGAUGGCCUCAAAGUGGUCUUGAAUAUAACAUUCAAACGCAGUUAAGAGAUACAUACACGUGAAUACAAUUUACUGCAGGGAAGAUAUACGCGUGAUUCAGGGCGCAGAUGGAUGCGAAAUACGGGGAUUGUACAUGAUGCCCACAAACAGUGGUCAUGCGCCUUAAAACUAUAUACAACAAAGAUAUGUACACGUAAUUACAAGUGAAGGCUUUUGUGGGGGUCAUGUUCGUAUCAUAUAGGCAAACGUAAUUCUAAAUUUAGAACCUGCUUAUGUAAGCACAAAGUGAUCGCGGUAAGCGUUUGUUUGUACCUGUACAUGCCUGUUUAAAUCUCAAACGUUAUAUUUGUAUCGGCGAUUUUCUACCGCCAGUUAGUCAGGGAGGAGUGCAAUAGAUAAGUCGCGUUCUGGGAAAAAGGGGUUUAAUGAAUGUGCGAUGCCACAUAGAAACUAAUUGGUGCUGCAUAAAAACAUAUUGCUGUUAGCUAUUUACUUCUAUUUACUUUACUAUUUACUUCUUGUACCAUUACAUACUUGCCUACUUUUGUUCAUCAUAUAUAUAUACACAUAUAACCGUAAAUUGACGAAACCUGAUCGUGCGUAGUGUAUUUAAACAAACUGACAUUCUUUUAACAGGCUGUAUACGUAACCAAAAUGUGAGGUUGCUGUUUGGGUUUCAAUAAAAUUGAUGACAGGAAGUUUGCUCUAUCGAAUCGUUACCUUCCAUACAAGUCGUGGUCUGUUUUUCAAAAGUCUAUGAAAUGAUUUUUAUGUCCAGACUAAAAGCUAGGGCAGUAAAAUGAAAUUUGUCUCAAGUGUUAAUGAUAUGGAGAAAAUGUGCAGAUAGCAUCUGUCACUAAGACCACCUUAAUUUUAAGGCCAUGACUCGAAGAUUGAAAAGGUCAUUUCGGGCGAUAAAGAUGCGAUUGUUACAAAGAGUUUGUUGUUUUUAAAGUUCAGACUCGACGUAAACAUGUAUACUAUGUUAUAAUGCGUUAGUUAUGUUUAUGUGUGCUUAAAACCUCACCCUAUGUACUAUUAUCAUCAUUUUUUAUAGUAUUUUGUCAUAUUUAUCAGUACUUUUCUUGUGAGUUAUCCGGUUGUGGAUAAUCCUAUUUAAAUUCAUACUUUUGUGUAAUUGCAAACUGUGUUGUAAACGAUGUUCAUUAUAUAAUUGUAGAGCUUAUAAUGUACACAUAUGAGCCGCGUUCUGAGAAAACUGGGCUUAAUGCAUGUGCGUAAAGUGUCGUCCCAGAUUAGCCUGUGCAGUCCGCACAGGCUAAUCAGGGACGACGCUUUCCGCUUUUAUGGUUUCAAGGAAGUCCCUCCUUACCGAAAAUCAAGUUUAGGCGGAAAGUGUCGUCCCUGAUUAGCCUGUGCGUACUGCACAGCCUAAUCUGGGACGACACUUUACGCCCAUGCAUUAAGACCAGUUUUUUUCAGAACAAGGCUCAUAUAUUUAGACAUUGGUAUUUCGAUAGUCUUGUUGACUUUAAUUAAACAGAAACACAGUGGGUGUUGACCCGAGUGAGUUUUAGAGUUUAGAGUUUAUUUCAUCAUACUAUUUGACAUGUAUAUGUUAUUAAAAAGCUCAAUAGAUGAACCAAGGAACGUGUGUGUUAAUAUUGUGUAUAACAUGCCUAUUUAAGUAUGUUUAACUAUUGUAUUACACAUGAGAGGAAUUGUAUUACUUUUACAUGAAAUAUGAACAUAUAGUAGGCAUUUGUUUGUUAAAAGAACAGUUAGACAGACAGAAUCCUUUAAAAGAAAUAUAGAGGAACAUUUAUUAACGAGUUUCAAAAAUGUAAUUUCAUUUUUACAAUAUUUAUGCAUUUUUAUAUAUUUCAUAUAUACUAUUAUUGUCAUUAUUUUGCAACUUCUAACAAAAUAAAGUGCUAUGCAAGGAAA
Molecule: messenger RNA, 7067 nt
Organism: Dreissena polymorpha
Lineage: Eukaryota; Metazoa; Mollusca; Bivalvia; Myida; Dreissenidae
Product: receptor-type tyrosine-protein phosphatase mu-like
Exons: 35
Coding region: 175-5016 (1613 amino acids)
Biological process (GO): protein dephosphorylation
Molecular function (GO): protein binding; protein tyrosine phosphatase activity
Source: RefSeq, a predicted model, not a curated record